CAGCCAUAGGUGAGUGUAGGCUACAGGUCUUGUUUGACGUUUUUAAUGUAGCCUAAAGGCAUUCUCCCAAUAGCUAUCUCCCGCAGUAAUGGUUAUGUUGUUGAAAUUGAUAGAAAAAUAGCAAGAAAAUAAACGACAACAGGAAAAAAAAAGUGUGGAGGUAGGGAGUAGAGUACACGUCAGCCUAUAGGACCAGGCGCGCUGCUGAUAUCUGGUUCCUGAUACAGGGACGUGCGUGCGUGUACGUAGCCGAGUGGGCGGUUAUAUUUUCAGAUUGUCAAUAUUUUAUUAAUUCUCUGUGCGUCUCCAACGCUUUCCUCUAUUUUCCACACUGCACCAUCAACCUCCGACGACGUCGAGGGACCAUAGGGGGGCACACGGCGACGCAGAGGAACUGAAAUGUAAACGCGCAACAAUUGAUCAUAACCAUCCGACUUGUCAGCCUUUCAUCUCCAGCCGAGUCGCGGUGAGACAGCGAAAACAUAUGGCUCCCUGAAAUAGCUGCUGCGGACCAUAUUGAACUGAAAUUGAUUCACGCCAGAGGGUCAAUAAUGUUAUAAGAUAAACGCCGGAAAGCUUCCAAUCACGUGACUGUGUAGUUUCUAUGAAAACGGCAGAUUUUUUUUUUUUUUUUUAUACCGGUGUUUUUGUGCGUGCUUAGUGUUUGUACAGUUUCGGUGAUCCCGCGCAACUCCCCUUUCUAAACACACAUCAUCUCAAGAGCGGUUUAGCAGGUUGCGUGCUCAAUGUGUGUGAUAAAGAAAUUACAUUCUAGGAAAAAUUCACUCAGAGGAUAGAGGUGUGCGUCGUUUAGCUUAGUCACUCCUCACCGGCGCCCGUUCGUCCCAGUCUGCUUCGGGUCUCUCCGCCAUCGGGAGUUUUUCUACCUCGGUUUGGUCCCAUCGUUGUUCUUCCCAGUGAACUGCAGAAGAGCGAGCUCGCUCUCCCCGGUAACAGGUCAUGUCGGUGGAGUCGGUGUUGAUCCCGGAUGACCGGGCAUUCAGCAGCUUCAAGGAGGAGUGCGGGAGCGAGGAGGGCUGGAGUCUAACCUACAAUAAGACGGGCAUGACCGUGUGGACCCAGACUAUAGGAGGAGAUGAGGAGAAGUCACUCCACAAGAUUAAGUGUCGGAUGGCGUGUAAGGACGUGCCAGCUGAGACCAUGUAUGAUGUUCUCCAUGACAUUGAGUACCGGAGGAAAUGGGACGCAAAUGUCAUCGAAACCUUCGACAUCGGAAAACUCACUGUUAACGCCGACGUGGGCUACUACUCCUGGAAGUGUCCCAAGCCGCUGAGGAACCGUGACGUUGUCACGCUGCGCUCCUGGCUGCCCACGGGCAGUGAUUACAUCAUCAUGAACUACUCUGUCAAACAUGCCAAAUACCCCCCUAAGAAGGACAUGGUACGAGCUGUGUCCAUCCAGACUGGCUACCUGAUCCAGAGCCACGGACUGAACCACUGCACUCUGACCUAUCUUGCACAUGUGGACCCAAAAGGUUCACUACCCAAGUGGGUUGUUAACAAGUCUUCCCAGUUUCUGGCUCCCAAAGCGAUGAAGAAGAUCAGUAAGGCGUGUCUGAAGUACGGCGAGUGGAAGCAGAGACACAACCCGGGAUUUAAGCCCUGGCUCUACCCUGAGCAGACUACACUACCCACAAUCCCUGUGUCUGAGCUUAGCAUCCAGCACGCAGACAGCCUGGAGAACAUUGACGAGAGUACACUCAGCGAGAUGCAGACGCGAGAGGAGAGAGACAGCGACUAACACCACACACCCCUCAGUGAGAUCGGAGAGGAGAGAGACAGCGACGCAAACACAACACAUACUUUCUCUUUCGUCUCCAGUCAGUCUCUUUGUCCUGAAUCACUGCCUAUAUCGCCCAUUAUAACAUGAUGUGUCUCUGGAUCACAUGGCUGUCUCCUGUAAAGCAUCCUGAACACAACACACACACACACACACACACACACACACACACACACACACACACAGGUCCACUCUCUUUUCCUAAAUACUACAGAUGUAUGAAUGUAUGUAGAGUUCAAUCUUAAAUACAGAUUCCUACAAAGGUUUUCACAUUUCA
Molecule: messenger RNA, 2077 nt
Organism: Coregonus clupeaformis (lake whitefish)
Lineage: Eukaryota; Metazoa; Chordata; Actinopteri; Salmoniformes; Salmonidae
Product: START domain-containing protein 10
Exons: 6
Coding region: 961-1761 (266 amino acids)
Molecular function (GO): lipid binding
Source: RefSeq, a predicted model, not a curated record